CAAAGCUUGCUGAAGAAUGAGCAAAAUCAAGAAGAAAUGGUACUUCACUUCCUUCUGGAUCUCUCUAGUCAGUGUGGUGUCUCAUUUCCCUGUACUCCAAGUGGGAUGUCGUUUGAGUUAACGUCUUCCCUUCAUGCCAUUGAGGAUGAUUCAGCUAUGGAUGUGAAAUCACUUUGGGAUGAUGUGAGAUUGCAUCUUCGACAGUUUUUGGUAAAUAGACUGCAAAGUCAAGAAGAAACAAAUACUAAUCCUCUGCAACAACAAAUGGAGUUUAAAACUCAGUGUGUACAGCAACUUUUGUUUCUUUAUCCUGAAUCAGAAGUCUUAACAAAGUAUCAAAAUAUGCAGAAUAAAGUGGUCAGUGAUCUUCUACAGAACUGUAUUUUGUCUAGUUGUGGUGAAACGAAUUUUGAUAAGGUGGUUCAUGGUUACCAAAGUUCCAUGCCCACAUUGUGCACAAUGAUAAGAGAGGAUUUGUAUGUACUAAGUGGAACUAUUGAUCUUUCUUCAUCAUUGAAGUUUAUUAAUGAAACUUACCUGGAUACCAUCACUGAAGAAAUGACAGUUCUUCUUGAAAGACUUUGUGAGCUGCAAUUCAAAGAAAAUGCUCUACAUAUAGUUAAAGCAAACAAGAUUUCAAAGAAGCAUAGAGGAACAGCUCACACUGUGGGCUCCCAAGAAUACCACAAAAAAGGAAGAAACUUCUGUUUGACAUUGUAUCAACUCAAAUGUCUUUCUCAACUUAUCAAACUCUUUCUAUUAAUGGAAGGAAAAAUUGAAGAGCUAUCUGCAGAAAUUCUGCUGGUGCCUUCAUUUAUGGAGAGGAAUAAGAAUGUUCAAGGAGUUCUGAAGAAGGCUAGUGGGAAGCUUUUAAUAGGAGAACCUAGAGCAAACGAAACCAGCGUGCUUCCUGAACAGUUACUUCAGGUAGAAGAGCCUAUUUUACUGAAUUUUGGCUGGAGAAAUGCUUUUGAAGACCUGUCUUCUUCUGUGGCUCACUGUAUAACAAUAGCAAUCGAGGAUUUUUCAACUAAAAUUCUUCAGCAUGAGCAGAAAGAAGAGUCUUCAGCUGCAGGCUGUGCAAUGAGUCUUGUAAACAACCAGCAAAUGAGGGAGUCCUGUGGAGCAGUCCAACAGGAGGAGCAGCCAAAGCAAAUUGCCAAGUUUUGUUCUGACAUCAUGGAGGAACUGGACACGUUGCUUCCAUUGGCUCUGGCAUGCAGAGAUGAUUCUCUUCAGGAAAUUAGAGCAAACUUUGUAGAGGCUUGCAGCAAAGUGGCAACAGCUGUCCUGGCAAGACUAGAGGAGAAAAGCAAAGAUGUUCCCUCCAAGGCUCCCCUGCAAGUCUUGUAUGCUGCUCUUUCCACAGCCAUAUAUGUCUUUCAGCAUUUUACAAUGUACAGCAAUUUAAUGAAAGAAACAAGCAAAAAACCCCUGUUCCUAGUGCCUUUGCAACAAUAUCAGGAAUUCAUCAGUGUUCUGCAGCUUCAAGUAACAAACUACUGCAUCAGAGUUUGUGCUACAAGUAUUUUACAGGAUGCUGAGAGCCACCAUUGGGAUGACUACAAAGCUUUUUAUGAGGGAGAAAGAUGCUCAUUCUCUGUUCAGAUGUGGCAUUACUUCUGCUGUGCUCUUUAUCAUGAUCUGUGGACUAUUCUACCUCCAAAGACAGCCCAGGAUGUUCUUACAGAUGUACUAGAGCAAUCUUUGGAUAUGUUGUCCUCCAGAUAUUGUCAGGUGUGUCCCAGUUACAAAAGAACACCACAAAUCAGAAUCGAUAUUGCAGCAAUAUUGAUGUCCACUGAAGAUAUACUGUGGUCGAUUUGUAGUUCUGUACAGGAGUUUCUGAAUCCACGUGAAGACAGAGAUUUCAAGAUCUGUAGAAUACAUAGCCACUGCAAUAGUCUGAUCUCUGUGCUAGCUAUUUUAACUUCACCAUUGAAGAAUAUGUAUGAGACUCCAUCAGCCAGAGAAAUGGCAACCCAGGGUCAGCUGAAACUGCUCUUAUCCCAGCCAUACUGUAAUUUGAACUUGCUUUUGGAAACAUUGCUACAUCAUGAUUGUCUCUUAGUGAAAAUUUUGCUGAGAGGCUCAAAACAGAUAAAUAACAAAGAGCCUACUCUGAUUGAAACAAUCUUCACAGUAUUGUCUUACUGCACUUUAGCACCCAAAUCUCUUGGCAUUGCUUUUGAGACCUACAUGGAAAAAGAGCAGUUGUGGAAUCGCUUAUACAAUAUGACAGUCUCCAGUUGUGGUGAGUCAGAUCCAGAAGUUAUCAGAUGCUUGAAGUUGACUUUGAUUAAUUCAGUCAAGGGUAUAGUGAAGCAGAUAAUUUCUUUGAUGCAUUCUUGGGAGGCAACAGAAAACUAUGGAACAUACCAGCACAAGCAAAUAGUCCCUGAAAGCUUACUGAAAACGGUUCCAAAGGAAUGGAAUUACACUCCUCGGGAAAUGAAGAGAAAAGAAUCUGGGAAAUGCUUCACAAGGCUUGCAGCUCAGGCAGUAUCUAUUGUAAUCAGCAAGUUACCUACAGUGAUUGCAUGUUUGCCUCCCUCAAUUAAGUACUUCUUUUUUCUGGCUGAGAGAAAAAUGUCAAGAAACUUUGCUGAAUUGAAGAAAGCUGGUCUGCUUGUCUGGAACUUGAUUGUAAUUAUAUGUCGGAUAUUUGAGGAUGGAAAUACUGCAGAACAUUUAACAGGUGCAACACUUGACAGAUGGAGCAAAGAAAAACUGAGUUUAGUUCGUGUGUGCUUAGAAAGUAUUACGGGAAAACAGAAAAGUGGUCCUAAGCAAGUGACCCAGAAGGUUAUACAGAGCAUCGAACAGCAGAGACCAAACUGGAUUGAAAGCCAGUUACUGAAGGCAAGAAAAUUGAGCAUAGACUGUGCUGCAGUCACAGUAGAAGGUGCAACGUUAGAGGAAGGAGGUAUUGCACUUGGAUUCACUGAGCAGAAAAUACACAUGAUGGUCCUGGAUAUCUGCCACAAACCAGGUGGCAGCGAAUACCUGAAGCAAAUUUAUCACAUCAUCCGGCUCAAUGAGGAAUAUUUGAAAGAUCAGCUGUCCUGGGAGAAUUCUUCUGAAGACAGUAUUACUUCUGGUCAAUUCCUGGCUUUGACACUCAAGGACAGAGAAGAGCAGCCCGUCUUCAACCCUUUCCAGGUGUACAGACAGUCUUGUACAAAAGUACUCAAUCAGGUCACCAUUACUGAAUGGAACUGGGAUUGGUCAAACUUGCUGCCAAGUUAUUUGGGACUGAAUCAGAUGACCUUCAGGGUGCUGCUGACACACAGGUAA
Messenger RNA from Acanthisitta chloris (rifleman), 3297 nucleotides. Its product is annotated as KIAA0825 ortholog. The transcript has 15 exons. The annotation marks the transcript as partial. The record is from RefSeq and is a predicted model, not a curated record. Lineage: Eukaryota; Metazoa; Chordata; Aves; Passeriformes; Acanthisittidae.